This is a messenger RNA of Pedinophyceae sp. YPF-701, 19638 nucleotides long. Lineage: Eukaryota; Viridiplantae; Chlorophyta; Pedinophyceae. The record is from the annotation of a GenBank genome assembly.
AUGCGGGCCCUUUUCUUGCUCCUCCUGCUGUUCGCAGCCAUAUGCCCGGCUCUCCCGGAGCGAAUCUACGUAGCUGACAUCCGCGGGUACUUCCCGGACGCCGACGGUAACCCUAUCCACCGUCCGGACGGGCAGUCAUGCGUGUCCACCUGUCAGCAGAACCUCCUGCCGGGCGGAGCCACCCCGCCCAACGUUAUCACGGCGUGCCAGCGCUCGUGCGCGUACAACCGGACCGUGCUCUCGCAGCUGGACCGGGGCACCUCCUUUCAACAGGAAAUCGCGCCGGACACGCUCUACGGGCAGGGGCUGUUCGAUUCGACCCCCUACUCGCUCAUGACGAUCAACUUCCUGCGCGAGAUCCUCUACACGUACGUCCCAGGUCGCGGACGUAUGCCGGACUGGCAGUGCUUCAGGCUCAAUAGAGGAAGCGGGUGUGGCUACAGACCGGGCGACCCCAACCCCUGGGGGCUCCGGCGCAUCGACCUGCGCACAGGACAGCAUCUCCCGCCCCCGCGACCCACGGAGACAGUCGCUGGCUCCGGGAUCUUCGCGGGCGGGAUGCAGUACGCGCCCAUUCAGAUGGAGUACGACCUCUUCUCGAGCUCCCUCCUCAUUCUGGCCCACGGGUACCCCGUAGCGGACCCGGCACUGGGCGACCGCGGACAACGCGUCCUCUCCUUCCUCGCCGUGAACGAGACGACGGGCGCGGCCAUCGACCAGACGGGCCCGCGCCUCUCGGGAAUCGGCCCCUGGACGGUGACGUUCUGCAAGGCCUGCCGGUACCGCCCACAGGACUUUGGCGGCCCGCAGCUGCUUUACGACUACACCGACACCGUUGGGUCGGCGUACACGUGGGACCAGCUCGACCAGACGUUCUACACGGUGCUCUGGGACCCCGUCGUGGGCGACGCCUCGCGCACGCUCUUCGCGAUCCGCCGCAAGACGGACUUCACGCUCUCCGACCCCACACAGAACGUAUUUUCGAUCAAGGUCGAGUGGCCGGCGUUCAAGUACUACAAGUGGCCCGACGAGCUGCAGAUCGCGACGUCGCUCGAGUUCUCCCCGCGCAUGACCGAGCAGCUGCCGACCGUCGCCGGCGGCGAGGCGUCGUUCGGGCCCAUCGCCUCGGCGCAGAACCAGAAGUACCUCACCGCGGUCGUGAACCUGAAGGAACCGUCCGGGCCGUGCGCGCCCGCGAUCAACCCGGGCGGCCGCGGCCUCAAGUGCGGCCACCGGCUCACCGCCGACGAGGUGGCGCAGCACAACAUCUGGGUGGACACGGCCAAGUCGUACAUGGGGUUCCUCGAGCCCACGAACCCGCACGUGUGCCUGUGCCCCGCCGCGGCGGUCCGCAUCAACAUCGACGUCGCAGACGAGCUCCUCGUCGCCGGGGAGCAGACGGACAACCAAGGCAACACCGGCACGCAGCUCCAGGUGCUCGGCAACGUCUUCCUGGACCCGAGCGCCGCGCCGUACACCGUCCUCGAGUACCUGGACGCCAAGUACCCCGCGGAGGUGACGCCGCAGGGUGGGCGCAAGGCGUCGCAGGACGCGUUUACGCCCAACCAGCCGACGCCGUACCUCGCGCCGUUCGUGUCGACCUUCUUCGCGAUGGCGCCGAUCGACCCGAGCGCGGGGGGCAACCAGGUGACCGGCGAGCAGCAGGCGCGGUCGUACCAGGUCGACGUGCCCUUGGACUCGUAUGGAAAGCCGUACCAAACGGCGUCGCCCGUGGUGUCCGGCGCGAACGGGUACCGGCUCACGGACUUCACGAUCGGGACGGACGUGAUCCGCACGAACCGCGUGACGCAGCGCCGGCAGCUCCCGCACCUGCCCGUGUUUUUGUUCUCGGACGACAAGUACUCGCUGGCGAUCCGGGACCAGCUCGCGACGUUCUUCUUCGUCACGACGUCGGGCCCGAAGUCCUACCUCGACUCGCCGUACGGCCUCGAGCGCUCCGAGCUCACGUGCCCCUUCAAGCCCAUCACGUGCGCCCAGUGCCGUACCAACAUCCAGAACGAGCUCGAGGCCGUGGCGUUCCCGGACGGCCUCCAGGCGUUCCAGUCGGACACCGCGCUGCGGCUCUUCUGGCAGGGCUCGAGUCAGUUCCUGACCAAGUAUCCCAGCCUCUUCACGCAAGACCCGCAGCAGUUCGACCGCUCGGGCGCGCCGCUCCCGACGUCGUUCUCGUUCAACUGCCCGGAGACGUGCGACCGGUACAGCUGCGACCAGUGCGUCGCGCUCUUCGGGCUCGAGUGCAAGGCCUACGUCUUCGCAGGCGAGGAAUCGAGUUUGAAGAUCACCGCCAUUACGCUCUUCGGGUCCCAGUCGCGCACGAAGACCGACGUCUUCGUCGGAUCGUUCUCCGCGUCCAACUUCACCAACGUCGACAACCCCGCCGCGCUCCCCGCGCAGCCCUUCACCGCGGGCCCCGUCUUCCGCACCAGCCAGGACGUCAACGGCAACCCCGUUGUUGGCGGAACGAUCCCCGCGCCGACCGACACGGCCGCGCUGCUGUCCGCGGGGUGGGGGUACCCGAACAUCUGGGACGCGUCCACGUUCCCGCGCCCGACGGGCGCGGUCCUGCCGGACGGCGUGAGCACCGCUCCGGAGUGCGCACCGACGAGCCUGUACCCGACCGGGCGGUGCAACCGGUUCAUCGUGCGGCCGCGGUCGAUCGGGUCCACGGGGGGCGUGUACCGGCUGGCCCUGGGGGUCGACCUGAUCGGGAAUUAUACCCUCGACGUGACGUUUCGGGGCUCCCCGGAGGAGUAUAACGAGGACGGGACGCCGAACGUGGGCGUGCCGAUCCGCGGGAGCCCGUUCCGGCUCACGGUCCUCCCCGGCCGCGUGGACUCGCGGCAGUCGCGUCUGCACGGCACGGGCGUGACGGCGGCGACGGUGGGCGUUACGACGUCCUUCACCGCCACGCUCCGCGACCGCUACGGCAACGAGCUCCUCCCGCCGAGCUUCGCGCUCAACAUCUUCCCGUACGUCCUGCGCACGCGGCUCGUCGGCGGCGGCGCCACCAUCGUCGCCGACGCCGAGUGCACCCUCAGCGCAGCGCAGGGCACGGGGCUCGUGUGCCGCGCCGUCCCUGGCUCCAACCCCACGUCCACGAGCGACCCGGCGGGCCUCACGUCGUGGGCGGAGUUCCUGCCGCCGGCGGACCCGCGCGUGGACCGCAGGUGGACUGUCCGCUACUUCCCAACGCGCCGCAACAGGCUGGAUCCUACUCUCGUGGUGAACCUGGAGGUGCAGGGCGCGGCGCUGCCGACGCCGUACACGGUGCCGCUCGCGCAGGGCGUGACGUCGGCGGUCACGUCGUUUCCGCUGGAGUCGGGCAACGACGUGGGGCUGGGGCUGUCGGCGGCGGCGUUGAUCGCGGGGCGGUCCUUCUCGUUCACGAUCCAGGCCGUGGACCGGUUCGGGAACAGGCAGAGCGACGACGUCGGCGACAAGUUCGGCGCCGUCAUCACGGACUCGUUCCAGAACUGCGCGGCGGUGCUCAGCAACUCGACGGCGGCGGAGACGGCAGCGCUGCACCCCACGUGCACGCAGCAGCCGGCCGCGACGCUCGUCCCGUCGGUCAACGUCACCUUCGCCGGCGACGGACGCUACGUCGUCACGUACACGGUGUUCCGUGCCGGCCCUACGCGCCUGAACGUUGUUCUCGGCGCAUUGCAGCUCAAGCUGCCGGACGGCGCGCCUGCCGGGGUGAGCUACCCGCUGGAGCUCACGAUCGUCGCGGGCCCGACGAGCCCCGCGCACUGCACGCUCGAGACGCCCGGCGUGCGCCGCGCGGGCGUGCUGCAGCAGAUCGAGUACGUGUUGCAGGCGCGUGACCGCUUCGGCAACGCCAAGGACCAGCUCGAGCCGGCAUACCUCAGCCUGACGCAGCAGUUCCCUCCGCUGCUCGAGGUGCUCUACCAGGAGACGUGCGUGGGCGCGCUGGGCUCCGCGCCCUGCGAGGGCGUCCCGGCGCGGGUGCUCUCCGGCGUGCUGCUCAACGAAGUGCCCGCGCAGCGCAGCUCGGGGUCCCUCGGGACGUACGACGACAUCACCGGCGAGGUCGCGUUCGUGUACAGCGUCGGGUCGCCCGGCAACGGCCGGUUCACGCUCACGUUUGAGACGAACCUGGCGGGGAGGUUCCAGAUGCAGUUCUCGCUGCGCGCGGCGCUGGACAGCGGCCUGCUCGGCGCCUCGGGCUUCAUCACGGGCGCGGACGGCGCCCCGGGCACCGGGACCUUCGCCGCGACGGCGCCCGUGCGUUCGCCGCACAUUCUGGUCCUCGCGCCUCUGACCGUGCCGCCGGUGUUCGUGGAGCUGCUGUCUCUGCGCAACCGCACGGACUUGCCGCUGACGCUCUUCAGCACGAACGAGGGCGUCACGCACGCCAUCCGUCCGACGCCGACGCUCGCCGUGGAGAGCAGCACAACCAUCCGGGGGUCGGUCGGCGAAGCCGCGACGGUAUACCUGCAGCGCCGCGACAAGUUCGGCAACGCCGUGCCGCAGCCGUUCGCGUCCAUCGAGGUCUCCAUCAUCGGCACCUCGAGCGGCAACAUCGUGCGGCUCGGGUUCCCCCCGUCGUCGCCCAACGCGCCGGUGGUCACGCACCUGGGCCGCGGGCUCUACGAGAUCAAGUACUCCACGACCGUCUCCGCGGACUUCUCCGUCGGGAUCUUCGCGGACGGCCUCGAGACCUUCGUCCCGGACGCCACGGCGUUCCCCGUCGAGCUUGUGCCGUCGGGCGGGCGCUUCCAGCUCACCGUGGAGCCCGGCCCGGCCUCGGUGGCCAACACGGGCGCGUACGGCCCGGGCCUCAUCGGCGCGCGCGUCGACAAGGGCGAGACGACGAUCUUCAUCGAGCCCCGCGACCAAUUCGGCAACCGCAUCAACCUCGUCGACGGCGACGCCGACUCCCUCGCGCUGGCGGCGCGGUUCCAGCUGUACCUCCGCCGCUGCACGUCGGUCGUCUUCUCGGACGCGAACUGCCCGGGCCUGUGGGUCACCGGCUCGCAGGACCCGUCGUUCGUCAUCAUCAAAGACGUCGUCGUCGAAAACGGUCUGCUGGUCGCGAGGUACCAGCCGACGGGCGGGGACGCGUUCGUGGCCGUCGAGGUCCGCCUGGACGGCGUGCCGGUCACCGGCGACACGGACGUCCCCGCGAUCUCGCCCGCGGGGGCCUUUUUGAAGAUGGUCCCCCAGGGGGGGUUUGAGCCCAGCCGCGUCAUGAUCCGCUUCGCGUCGGGCGUGGGCACGCCGAACCCCGCGCAGUCCAAGCUCUUCCUCCUCAACAAGAUCCUGAUGCCCAGGCCGGUCAUCCGCACCGAGGUUGGCACGCGCCAAAGCCUGCUUCUGCAGCCCUUUGACCAGGACGGGAUCCCCGUGAACGAACCAGGCACGCUCCGCGUGCUCGACGUGGAGCUGUACUACCUGGCGUCGCUCCAGGACGGCCGCCCGGCCACCGCGACCCUCCCGCAGACGCCGGACUACUCCGCGACGCUCAUCGCGGACUCCAGUCUCUUCCUGGUGAACGCCAACGGCACGUACGGCUUCGACUCCGGCCCGGUCUUGGACUACGACACCUCCACGGGCCAGGCGUCCACGGGGAUCGUGCGUUCCGGGUGGUACGCGCUCAUCGUGCGCAUCCAGGCGACCACGUCCCUCCUCCCCGCGGCGCCGAUCGCAAGCAUGCCGUUCACCGGCCUGCGGUUCGCCCCUGGGCCCACGGACGUCGCCCGCUGCGAGGUCCUCCACCAGAUCGCGUCCUCCGGGGCGCAGCUGCGCGUCCUCGAAAACACCCCCACCUCGAACCCGGACCUGUACACGGUCCUGGACAGCAUCCCUCACUUCACGGUGUCGGCGGGGGAGGUGGUCGAGGUGGUCGUGCGGGCGCGCGACUCGUUCAACAACCUCGCGUUCUGGGACGAGCUCCAGGGCGGCGACCCGUUCGAGGCCGCGAUGACGCCCCUCGGCGCAAGCUUCGGCGCCCUGCAGGGCAACCUGACGGACUUCCGCACCGGCACGUACCUCUUCCGGUUCAACACCGCCCUCUCGGCGCGGUUCCGCCUCGUCCUCAGCCUGCGCGGGCAGGUGCUCUCCGGCUCGGACGGGUCGCCCGGCGGCAGCGCGACGUUCGCGGAUGCCCAGGGGCUGAAGUACGUGCCCGUCUUCGUGCGCCCGGGCCCGCUUCACGUGCCGAGCACGCGCGCGGUGACGACGCUCGGGCAGCGCGCGCUCAACACGACGCAGCCGGAGGUCGGCACGGUCUUCUCGAUCACGGUCAUCGAGCGGGACGUCUUCGGCAACGACCGCACCGAGGCCACGCUGGACGCGCAGGGCCUCCCCGUGCGGUUCGUGGUCGAGGUGAACGUGCCGGGGAAGCCGCUGUACGGCCUGAAUCCGUCCGGGCAGGUCACCGCGGACGGCGCGACGGUGUCGCAGCCGGUGUACUCGGUGACGGCGACGUCGCCGCAGCACAUCUUGCGCUUCCUCGUGGGCGGCACGUCGCCGCCGUUCCUGUCCGGGCCCGCGACGCUGCGCGUCACGCUCGGCGGCGUGGACAUCCGCGGCUCGCCGUUCGCGAUGGUGUUCACCGCGGGGCCGUUUACGUUUACGCAGUGCGACGCGUACGGCCCGGGCGUCAACAUCGACAACCUGCUGCCGGGCGUGACGACGGCCGCGGGCAUCUCGACGAGCGUCUUCCUGCAGCCGCGCGACAAGUACGGCAACAAGAUCCUCGUCUCCGGCCAGAGCCUGUCGCUGCAGCUCGACCCCAUCUCUGGGGGGCUGGUGGCGGCAGCGGAAUCGACGUUCGACGACGCGCUGAAGCUGUACAAGAUGACGUAUACCGCGCUGUCGAACGACACGUUCUCGCUCAACAUCAAGCACGGCGGCAUCCCGCUCGCGACGGAGCGCUUUUUGUACCAGAACAAGCAGGGCGUGAUCGAGCCGCGGCCGGCGGGGGGGUACUCCCAGGACAAGAUCCGCACGCAGUUCCCGGUCCCGACGGGCGUCGCGACGCUGACGGAGGGCGUGGUGAUCAACGUGUCGCCCGGGCCGCUCAGCCCCACGGAGACGUACGCGGUGGACCGCGACGCCACGAAGCCGUUCCCGACGAUCCGCGGCGGGGCGCGCGUGGCCGAGACGUACACGGACGACAACCUGCGUUUCUCCAUCAAGGCGAUCGACAUCUUCGGGAAACGCAAGACGGACGUCGGGCAGGGCACGUCGUUCUACACAGAGCUGCGGUGGGUGCGGGACCUCAACGGGAACCCGUCGGCGACGAAUCCGUUCGCGGGGAUCGACGCAACGGAGGCCACGUUCUACACGCUGCGCAGCGACAACGCCACGGGCACGUCGUACUGGUUCCGGGUCGUCCCGGUGCAGCAGGAGGCCGGGACCGAGUUCCACCACUCCGUUCCGUCGCUGCCGCUGGUCGCGGCGGGGUUCUACGAGCUGCACGCGUUCUUCGACGACGGCCUGGGCAACAUCACGCCGCUCGGGUUCGGCGACGUCGCGUCGCCGUACAUCUUCAAGGUCAACACCGGGCUGUCGGACGGUCAGACCAGCAGCGCGGCCCCGGGGCGGCGGUCCGCGCGCCGGCUCGCGCGGUCGCUCAAGCAGGCCGCGGCCUCCACGCGCAUCGUCGCCGCGGGCGUCCGCGAGAGCAUCACGCUCUCCCUCCGCGACCGCUUUGGCAACGCGCAGUCCUUCGACUCCUUCCGGCGGCUCGACAACGUCCUCGUCCGCGUCGGCGAGGCGCCGCUGUCCGGCGCGAGCGUGUGCCCGUGGAGCCCGAACCCCCUCAACGCCACGCGGCUCCCGCCCGUGACGACAGUUCCGCCCUCGGGCUGCCAGCUCGUGCACAUCAACGCCAACGUCUCCGCGGUGUCCAACUGCUCGGGGCUCUGCCUGCCGGACUACUCCGCGAGCGGCAUCGACCUCCGGGUCACGAGCAUCAUCUCGUCCGGCACGGUCGACAUCUCGUUCACCAUCGACGGCCAAUUCCCGGCCGUUGUCGGAGCCGGAUACAUCAUGGAGAUCUCCCUGAACGAGCAGGCGCUGUCCGGGUCGCCGAUCUCGCUGGUCGUCAUCCCCGGCCCCACGUCCGGCCCGAGCAGCGAGGCGUUCAGCGCGCUCACGGCGGAGGUCGGCGUCCCCAAGACGAUUGACUUUGUGGCCCGCGACAAGUACGGCAACGUGCAGACGGCCGCGGGCGACCAGUCCGCGCUCUUCGUCGUCUUGCUGACGCUCAGCGCGCGCGCGAGCGACGGCGCGACGAACGUCGUGUUCGGCUGCACGCAGAACACGGGCUCGCAGAGCUGUUUGCCCAUCACGGUGCAGGCGCUCAGCAACGGCGCGGACGGCCGGUACCGCGCGUCGUUCGAGGUCCGCACGUCCUCGCAGGUCAUCGUGUCGUCCCUCGGCGACGUCGCGUCGGCCUCCUCGUCCACGCCGUCCCGGGAGGACUACCGCCUGGCGUUGCGCUUCUGCCCGACGGCCUCGUGCUCGUCGGCGAACAACUUCUUCAACCCGGCGGCCGGCGGGUUCAACAGCGAGACGCAGGCGUUCAACCCGCUGCCGCUCUUCGUGGCCCCCGGCGACAUCGACGCCCGGCAGUGCAUCGCGUACGGGCCAGACCUCCUGCAGGGGGGGCUGGUGAAUCAGCCCGACAAGGGCAUCCAGACGGUCGCGGUGUUCAUCAUCGAGGCGAGGGACACGUUCGGAAACCGGCAGCUGUCCGGGGGCGCGACGUUCGAGGUCGUGGUGUACACGCCUCGUCGCCAGUUCCCUUUCGUUGCCGUGGACCUGGGCGCGCAGUUCCCCGGGCUGUACAACGCGACGUUCGUGCCGCUCGACGCCGGGCAGUACACCAUUUUGAUCCGGCUCGUGUCGCCCGCGCCCGGGCAGAACGCCGUCGCCACGGGCUUCAUCGCCAACAGCAAGACCUUCUUGGCCUUCUACCGGCAAGUCGACGGCGACCUGUCUCCGCCCGACUCCCACCUCGUUUCCUUCACGGGCAAGCGGCUCACCGCGCUCGAGCCCGUCAAGGCCGGCGACACACUCGACCUGCUGCUGCAAGCGUCCGCGGCGCCUCAGAAGGGGCUCGGAGCCGGGGCGAAGAAGCUGGGCGGCGACGUGGCGGUGCUCUACAUGAUCGCCACCGACACGGGCAUCAACACCACGGUCUUCCUCACGGACUUCUCCGCGGCGCCGCAGCCGCCAUACAAGAUGUCGGGCCGUUACGGCUUGGCCAUUGAUGGCUCGCGGCUGCUGCAGGUCGCGGGGCGCUACCUGCUCGACAUCCAAAUGUGCCCCGGCGCCGAAGGCUCCCAGGCGCUGCCGAUGAGCGAGCGCUCGUGCGCGCCCGGCACGUCCCUGCAGCGCAUCGGCGGUGCUCCGUACGAGCUGAUCGUGACGGGCCGCGCCGUGGACCCGACGCAGUCCUACAUCAUCGAGCUGCGCAACCAGGCGCUGCUGCAGGCCGGCAGCACGCAGGCCGGCACGGUCGUCACCAUGAUGGUCCAAGGAAAGGACAACUUCGGGAACGUGGUGCCAUACGACCCCCUGACGUCGCCCGAGGUGGCCGCGGCGCUCGACGUGACCAUCCUGGGGCUGGCGAACGGCGUGAGGUUCCGCCGCAUCGCCGGCAACUCCGAGGCGCUCGGGGACGGCGAGUACCGUGUGUUCGCGGCGUUCGACGGCCUGAUCAUCAUCCAGUUCCUCAGCAACCUUGCCCAGCGGCUGCGCAUCUCGGCGACGCUGCUGUCGUUCACGCUCCAGGAGCCGACGGUGCUGACGGUCAACGCGGGGCCCGUGGACGUGGCCAACUCGGUCAUCCGCGGCAACCUCCAGGGCGGCAGUGCUGGCGAGACGCAGUUCUUCUCCGUCGUCAGCCAGGACCAGUUCUCGAACCGGGUGCUGCUCGGGGGCACGGACUGGCGCGUGCGCAUGGCGAUCCGCGCGCCGAUCACCGCGCCGGGCGUCGGCGACACCACGCUCACCGCGCAGAGCAAGGUCGUCAAGAACCUCGUCGACGACGGCACGGGGACGCUGGUGGACGCGUUCCAGUCCGUCGGGGCCUUCACGUACCUCGGGGACGUGGUGCUCGAGGUGAGCUCGCAGGUCACGAUCGACGACACCAACGACGGCACGUACGCCGUGCAGUACGUCAGUCAGGUCGCGGGUUCGUACGUGCUCGAGGUGUUCACCGAGCAGGAGGACGCCACCGGGACGAUCCUCACGUCGCGCAUCUGCUCGACGCUCACGGCGCGCGCGGCGUGCCAGCUCCUCGGCACCCUCGACGGGCAGGGCUUCGCGCUCAACUUCACAGCGCUCCCGCCGUCGCCCACGCGGUCCUUCGUGCAGUCCGACGCGGGCCUGCUCACGGCGAGCACGGGCGGCACCGAGGUGCUCCUGCCGAUUGCGGCGCUCGACCAGUACCGCAACCGGCAGACGCAGGGCGGGUUCGUGUUCACGGCGUCGAUGCAGCAUCGCACGCGGGACGUGAAGCUUCUCGGCGCCGUGAUCUUCACGCAGGCCGCGGGGUACGUCGUGCGCUUCCGGCCGCAGGUCGCCGGCACGUACGACCUCUCGAUCAAGCGCCAGGCCCAGGACAUUCUCGGCCGCGUCGACGGCGCGCUGGUCCAGGGCCCGUUUGCGCAUGUCGUGGCCCCAGGUCGCCUCUCGUCCGUCGCCUCCACGGUCACGCACCCGUGGGCGGUCGUCGUGAAUGCGCGCGAGCGCAAGCCGCACCUCGUCUUCGCGACCAUCGCGGGCCAGACCACGACGUUCAACAUCAGCGCGUUUGAUGCGUUUUCGAACCGCAUCACCUCCGGGGGCGAGCCCGUCGUGGUUCAGAUCGGCUCCGUGUUCGACGGCGCCGUGACGGACAACGGGGACGGCACGUACACCGUGCGGUACCGCGUCGUCACCGCAGGGACUUACGACCUCACGAUCUCUUCCAACCAAGAGGUUGUGCGUCUCCCGAGCCGCGCGUUCAACGCUGCACGCUCCGGAUUCGAGCUGGAGGUCCUCCCUGGCAACGCGACCGUGCUGCCCUCGGCGGUCGUCGGCGCCGGCGUCCUCGGCGGCACAGCGGAGUCCCCCCUUGACGUCAUCGUGCGCCCGACCGAUGGGUUCGCCAACAGCAUCGUGCGGUCGCUCGGGCUCUGGCGGUGCGCAGACCAGGUCGCGUACACGCGGCCGGACGGCCUCGGCGACGAGAAGAACUUCCCGACUGCGUUCGAUCAGACCGCAUGCAUUCGCCAGGGCAGCUUCGCGCGCAGGCCAGUGCACCUGGCCGCCGACGUGCACGUCACGCGCCGCAACAGCACCAGCACGCUCCGCGUGCUGUCGUCCGACGAUCGGAACGGCGUGGUGCAGCUCGGCUACCGGCUCGCCGUCAGUGGACUGUACAACAUGACGCUACAGGAUGUGGACACGGGGCGGCAGGUCUUUCCGCCGAACAGCGGCACGCAGACGGUGACGGUCCAGCCGAGCAGCCCCGCGCCGAGCACGACGCUCGUGAGCGGCGGCGUGCUGCAGCCGGGCACGUGUCCGCCAGCGGGGGCGCAGCAGCGCCUCGUGGUGUUCCCGCGCGACGCCGUGGGCAACAACCUCACCGCCGUCCCGGCGUCGCUCAAGCGCGGCAACGCCAUCGCGGUCCGCGGGGCCGUCACGCAGGACGCCGCCACCACGUCCGUGGCACCUUCGGUGGCGUAUACUGACAUCCUGUACCCCGCCAGCCCCGCCGAGGAAGCCGAGUACCGCGCAUUCAACCCCACGGGGCUCCCGCAGUCGGCCCGGCUCGCCGUCACGUUCACGCCCCCGCGGCCCGGACGCUACGCGAUCACCGUGGCGUACGGGGCGCAGCCCGUCCAGGGCUCGCCGUUUGCCUUCGUCGUCGCACCGGCGCUGCUCGGCGCGCUCGCGACGGGCGCCGCCGCGUCGCACCCGCACGCGUGCCGCCCCGGGGCCCGCUGCACCGAGGCGUCCACGCCGUUCUCGGUGUUCCCAGUUGGGAUCACAGCGCGGUGGCGCAUUCGAACCCGCGACGUCUUCGGCAACGACAUCACCGACGCGCACGGCUGCGCCGUCGGGCUGGGCGCGUCCAGCGCGUGCGCCGCCACGGGCACGCAGGACGGCUGCCCGUUCAAGCUGCUUGCGCAGCUGCCGGACGGGUCGCAGGUGUCGAACGUGGCUGGGUACCGCGGCGGGGCGCUGAGCUCCAGCAUCCGCAUCGUCGAGGGCGUCUCGGGGCUGUACGACGUGCUCGUCCCGUUGACGGCCGCUGGGACGUACACGGUGUCGCUUGCGUUCACGUCGGCUUCGGACUCCAGCUUCUCGGCGGUGGCUACGACGGGCCUGACGGUCAACAUCACUUCGGGGACCGUGACCGAGGCCCUGGCCACGCCGUCCGGUGCGCCGACGACGUCGGGACUGGACUCUUUCUUGCUGAAGCCCGCGGCAGUGCUGAACGCCCAGGCAGGCGCUGACAAGUUCGUCGAGCUCCAGACGGCCGCCAAGGCUUGCCGCAGCGGCAGCAACCUCACACCGCUCACGCCCGCGUGCUCGGGGGUCGAGGUGCUCGUCCCGACGGCCACGAAUCCCUCCGGACAGGACCUGACCGGCCUCAUUGCGUUUGCGUCGCCGCUGCUGUCACAGGCGCUGGCGCCGACGAACGCGACGCUCGCGGCGGCGCUGGCGACGACGUUCUCGGCCCCGACCGCCAGCGUCGUGCCCGACGCGGCCACGAACACGGGCCUGUACCGCCUGAACUUCCGCACCGAGCGCUCUGGCAACUUCCGGCUGCAGGCCAUCAUGGGCACGGAGGCCCUCGUCUUCGGCACGUCCAGCAUCAUCAACACCGUCAUCUACCCCGCGGGCGUGUCCGCGGCCAACUCGAUGGCGGUGCCCGUCGGCAGGGGCACUGCGGGCGCGCAGACGUCCGUGCAGGUCAUUCUGCGCGACCGCUUCGGCAACGUGGCCGUCGACCGGCCGUUCGAUCCAUCGCAGGACCGCGCGUCGCUGUCGCUGACGUUCCGGCGCCCCGCGCACCCCUCGGGCCCGUCGCGCCUCACCGUCCCCCAGAUGGAGAGCCUCUCUUCGACGCUCGCGUCCAGGACGAACGCGAACGGCACGAUCACGCUGACGUUCGCGGCGAACGUCGCGGGGCGGUACGACGCCGCAGUGUUCCUCACGGGCCCGUCAACGGCCGACGCGUCCGGGCGGUCGACCCUCGUGGAGAUCCCCGGCAGCCCCAUCGCGAUUGACGUGAAUGCGGCGGCGGCGAGUGCGGCGGAGACGGUCCUGCGCGGCCGCGGCGGAGCCUCCGUGUCGGAGGUGCUGGCGGGCGCGCUCGCGGGCACGGAGCUCGUGCUCGAGAUUGUCACCCGCGACGCAUUUGGCAACCUGGUCACGAACGCGGCGGCGAUCGAGCGCCUGCUGCUCCGGAUCGUCGGCGUCGGCACCAGCUACGACACGUCGGCGACGCUCGCGUCCCUCGGGAACGGCGUGUUCUCCGCUGCGUUCACGCCGCCCGACAUUGGCGUGUAUGAGCUGCGCCUGUUCGUGGGCGGGCAGCUCAAGUCCGCCGGUCCGGGGCUGCCGACGGCCGAGGGUAUCAUUACGCGGAUCCGGACGGAGCCCACGCGCACGACGGCGGUGGGACCGGGCCUUAUUGGGAGCCUGGCGGGCACGCGCUCGACGUUCAUCAUUACGAGCCGGAACAUCUUCGGCAACCCGACGCUGCGCGGCGGCGAGGCAGUGAACGUGACGUACACGCCGACGACCGACGUGAACGCCAACCGCGUCCCGCUCACGGCUGGCGCAGCCACGGUGAUCGACAACUCGCUGCUGCCGGACGUGUCGGGGGCGUUCAACCCGGGAUCGUACAUCGUGUUCUACACCAUCGUCAACUUCGGGACGUACACGCUCGACGUCAAGAUCAACGGGGAACACAUCAAGGGGUCGCCGUACACCAUCGAGAUCUCCCCCGCGCUCCCGCCGACGCAGGGCCGCGCGUCGCUGUCGCCCGUGGGCUCCACGAUGACCGUGCCGUUCACCGGCCUCGGCGGCCGGCCCGUCGAGACGAACCGCGGCGGCAUCACGGGCCUCGUCUCGUGCUCGCGCAUCUUUGACGACGCAUCCGUCGCCAUUCUCGGCAUCGGCCCGCGCUGCUCCUUCGAGACGCCCUCGCAGCUCAAGAUCUACGUGGGCUACUCCGCGACGUUCGCGCUGAACGAAGAGCUCAGGUUCCUGGCCAACGUCAUCUUCACAAAGGAGCUCAACUCCAUCGCCACGGCGGGCACCACCGUGGUGACGCUGCCGCCCGCGGCGCCGUCGCCCGUGGCGAUCGUGCGCGCGCCCGCGCGCCUGUCUGUCUGCGACGACCUCGUCCUGGACGCGUCCGGCUCCUACGGCAGCGCGGGGCGUCCGCUGACCUUCCGCUAUGGCAUGCUGCCCAACCGCCCGAACGAGCUGGCGAUCUCGCGGAUCCUGGACGCGGCGACCGCGGUCGGGACGAACCCGCGCGUGACGAUCCCCGGCGAGCUGCUCGCGGCCGACACGACGUACUCGUUCUUUGUGUCUGUGCACAACUUCUUGAAGCAGUCUACGAUCACGAGCUUCGAGGUCCGGCGGCUCUCGAUCCCGAUCCCGCGCGUGGUCGCCGAGGGCGAUCCGCUCAUCCGCGCGCGCCGCGACCUCGACCUCUUCGUGCGCGCGUCCGUCGCGUUCCCGGACAACAACGAGCCCCGCUGUCAGGUCCCCGACUUCGACAUCGACUUCACGUGGAUGUUCGACACCUCGGUCGACCGCGGGCUCUUCACGUUCCCCAUGGACACGCGCACGCGCAACUCGCGCCAGCUGUUCAUUCCGGCCAACACCCUCCUCCCCGGCGCCACCUACUACCUCAAGGUCGUCGGCAACGUCCAGGGGCAGCCGCAGCUGCGCACCGAGGCGAAGACGGCCAUCCAGGUCGACUACGCGCCGCUGCAGAUCAACCUCGUGUCGCCGUCGAGCGUCGCGGUGUCGCAGACCUUCAGGCUGGACGCCUCCCAGGCCGUGGAUCCGAACGAUCCCACCCCGGACAACCCGCAGCUGCCGUUCGGGCCGUUUUUGUUCGCGUGGAGCUGCAACCCGAUGGACGGCGACACGGUGCUGACGGGACAGGAGUGUUUCGUCGACGAUCGAGGAAUCCUGGUUCCCGACCAGACGCAAAAGUUCGUCUCGAUCCCGGGGGGCACGCUCAGCCCGGGGCGGUACCAGUUCUCCGUCGUGGUCACGAAGGAGCCGCUCACGGACGCCAACGGCAACAACCUCAACCGCGUCGUGCAGAUCCGUAAGGUCGUGGAGGUGUUCCCCACCGCCGACGGCGUCGUCGAGUGCUACCCGGACCUCAAGAUCGAGGCGCUCAGCCGCGCGAUCAUCAACUCGAACGAGAAGCUCGCGCUCAUCGCCGAGGCCAGGCCGCCGACCGGAUGCCCCACGGGCAUCAAUUACCGUUGGGACGUCUUGCAGGGCAUUCUCAACAUCACGGACUACCCCGGGACGCUCGCGACGCCGCGCACGGCGCCGAAGCUCGUGCUGCGGCCGUUCGCGCUGUUCCCGGGCGAGGUGUACGUGAUGCGCGUCGUCGCGACGUCCCCGGCGACCGGUUUGUCGUCGUUUGACGACGUGACCUUCACGGUCAACGGCGCGCCCAGCUCCGGCACGUGCCAGGUGCUCCCGACGCGCGGCGUCGUCGGGCUGACCAACUUCCGCCUCGACUGCGUCGGCUGGGAGGACGACAGCAAGCAGGCCGUCCUCUACGAGCAUCGGUACAUGGACACCAACGGCACGUCGGUGCCGCUCGUGUCCGCCACCGCGGACUCGACCUUCGCCACGAUCAUCCCGCCGAUCGUCGACGCGCCGCAGUCCAUCACGAUCGAGACGUUCGUCCGAGACAACCUCGGCGCCAAAACGCUCACAACAGUGACCAUCCAGGAGCUUGCGCCGCCGCCGUACGCCACGCUCACCGCGGACGUGCUGUGCACGAACUCCAGCGUCGUCGCGUGCCCCUGCACGCUCGUGGCGCCGCCGGGGGGCGGCGUGGCGUCGUGCACGUUCCCCGCCACGGGCCGCAUUGCGUUUGCCGCAAUCCUCUCCGGGCUCCCGCUCGACCAGGCCGCGGGCGCAGGCAACGUGGGCGCGCUGGUCACGACCGUGAAGACGGCCGUGUUCGCGCUGCUCGAGGCGAACGUCGCGGACCCCGUCGACGCGGCGGCCAAGGCGCUGAUUGUGGACCGUCUGAUCAUCAGUGUCCGCGCGGUGUCGCUCCGCCUCAAGUUCACGCGCGAGGAGCUCGACAUGUACGCAGACCUCCUGGGGACCAUUUCGCGGGACCCCCAGCUGCUGCUGAUCCCGGCCAUCCAAAGCACGGUCGAGUCCCUGCUGGCUCUGGCCUUGUCCGAUGCCGUGGCGACGGGCAUCCGGCAGGAGGCCGCCACGGGCCUGCUGAGCUCGAUUUCGUCCUUCGACGACGUCAACCUGAACCAGGCCAUCACGCCGGCGGCUGCGGCGAACCUGACGGCCGCAAACGCCACGACCAAUGCCACGGCUGGUGCGGCGGCGGCGGCGAACGCGACCGCCGGGAACGGCACCGCGGGCGGCGGCCGGCUGCUCUUCACGCGCCGCACGCUGCUCACGGCGGGCGCCCUGCGGCGCUCCGGCGGGCGCUCUCUGCUCGGCGGCCGCCGCGGGCGGCGGUCGCUGCUGCAGCAGUCCACGGCGACGGAGGGCGAGCAGCUCGAGGCCGAGAAGGCCGCGGCGUCGCUCUUCCUGACCGACCAGCUCACGCAGGCCUCGUCCAACGGCCUCGUCGACGGCGAGGACGCCGUGAGCGUCGCUUCAAAGAACGUCGGCUUCCAAGUGCAGGAGCUGAGCAACCCCGCCGGCGACUUCGAGCCCGCGGCGACCGGCGGUCCGACGCCGAAGAUCUCCGUCCCCGGCGGCACGCUGGACUUCGGGACGCGGUCCGUCGGCAUCACCACGACGAACAACGUCAAGAAUCCCUACGACUCGCUGGACAAGGGCGCGACGCCGGUGCAGUCCAGCGUGGUGUCGAUGUCCGUGCGGGCCGGCACGGGCGCGAACCGCGACGUGGUGGACAUCGCGAUCAGCGACCAGCAGAAGCCGAUCAGCAUCCGCGUGCCCACGGCGCUGAGCGGGAGCUCCUGCCGACGCACGGAGGGGGCGUGCCGCUUCUUCGACGAGGCCACGCAGACGUGGUCGGAGAAGGGCCUGUUCAAGAAGGACGCCGGCGACGGCUUCGUCACCUGCGAGACCAUCCACCUGACGGCGUUCGGUGUCGCCGCGGACGACAUAGUUCCGGAGCUCAACCUGGUCAACCCCAUCGGCGACGCGGACCUGCUCACGAAGCUCGACCUCUCGAACGCCCUCGCGCUCAUCGUCGUCGGCAUGCUCCUGGCCGGCUUCUCGGCCAUGAUGAUUUACGGCUACCGCAAGGACCUGAAGGACAGGCACAAGUUGCACCUGCAGCUGAAGAUGACGCUGCUGCAGGGCGGCGAGGAGAAGCCGAACCCCGCGAAGCACGCGCGGCCGACGGUCCCGGAGAACGCCCCCGACGAGCGCGUGGAGGUGGACGUGUGGAAGGACGUGCGCACGGCGGUGCUGGUGGACAACGAGGUCGCGUCGAUCAUCUACACGCGGCCUACGGACCACUACACGCGCCCGCAGCGCCUCCUCGUGCUCCUCUCGAUCAUCCUCGGCCAGAUCGCGAUCGUGGCGGUGUUCUUCGGCAUCGACCCCUCCAACAUCGCCGCCAAGGCGGUGAUCGGCGUGGUGACGUCGCUGGCCGUCGCGCCCGCGCGGUUCAUGUUCAAGUGGGUCUUCCAGCGGUCGUCGUACGUCAAACCCGUGCAGCGCGACCUCAAGCUGCGCCGCUGGCAUCUCGCGCGCGCACAGGGCCGCCCCGUGCAGUGGAGCCUCCGGUUCUACACGUCCGACAUCGCGAUGGCCGGCACGGGCGCGAACGUCUCGAUCACCGUCCACGGCGCGAAGCAGCAGUUCGGCCCCAUCAACAUCAGCAACGGCAAGGGCCUCUUUGAGCGCGGGCAGAUGGAUGAGUUCGCCGUGCAGUUCCCGGACGUCGGCGAGAUCCAGAAGGUCGAGGUCUCGCACGACGGGCGCGGCCUCGGCGCCGGGUGGCACCUCGACCGCGUCGAGCUGGUCCGCCAGGACACUGGCGACGAGUACGAGUUCAAGUGCGGGCACUGGCUGGACACGAAUCAGGACGCCGACGGCGGGUUCGUGUCGCGCGUGCUGCCGCUGCUGCGGAAGCGCGAGGGGCGCGUGCAGCGCGCGUCGCGCGCGGGCGCCGAGGAGGAGGCCCAGAUGCGCCCCCGGGGGAGUGUUCAGUUCGCUGCGCGCGACGAGCCGCGGAAGCCCGGGCGCGGGAAGGCCCGCAGGAGCUCGAUCGUGCCGAUGUCGGACGAUGGCACGCCGGGCACCGGCGUGCGCCCGCUGACCGCGAGCCAGGGCAUCCCGGUUCCGCUGAGUCCCCCCGGGGGACAAUUUGCGUCGCCGCAGGGGUCGCCGAUGCGCGGGCGCGCGCUCGGGGGCCCGCGGACGGCGGCGCUCCUCGCGAACGUCCCCGACGUGCCCAUCCCGCCGCCCCCGACUUCCGGGGUCCCGCGCCCGCGCACGCUGCGCAAUCGCGUCAACGCGCUGCAGGGCGCGAUGCAGGCGACGAGCAUGAUGGUGCGCGGCAACGUGCCGGCGCCGUCCUCCGGGACGCCGCGGCCGUUCCGCGGCCGCCUGGCGCGGCUGCAGUCGGCCCAGCGCGGCCUGCUGCCCGUGCAAAGCUCGGUGAACUACGCGCGCUCGCCGACGGGCGCGGCGAGCGUGCGGCGGCUGCUGCAGGGCGUCGACGGCAGCGGGACGGUCCAGAAUGUGCCGUACCACAUCCUGCACGCGACGGUCACCAUCCAGCGCCGCUGGCGGCACCACAUGGCCAUGCAGCACCUCAAGCGGUCCGAGGCGGCGACAAAGAUCCAGGCGGCGUGGCGCGGCGAGAUGACGCGCAGAAUCAUCCGCGACGAGGCGCGCGGCAUCAAGAUCAUCGAGGACCAGCGCGAGCGCGCGCGCGCAGGGCCGUCGGCACGCGCCAGCGCCGACGUACCUGCGCCCUACGCCGGCGCCUCCGUCCGCGACUGGCUCGGCGCGGCCGCGAACCAGCGCGCUGGCGCGCACUCGGGCGGCGGCUCCAGGAGCGGCGGCGCGGAGGCCGGGCCCGUCUCGCGCGCCGCGCGGCAGCAGGAAUACCGUCGCAAGCUGCGCGAGGCCCGCCGCGCACACCGCCGCAAGGUGAUGCAGGAGCGGCUGCGCGCCAAGGGGUUCCCGCGCUGGGUCAUGUGGAUCGGCUACACGCUGUGCGCGGUGUGGAUCGCCGCGUGCUCGUACUUCAUCAUCCUCUACGGCGUGGCCUUCCCGCCGGCAGUGUCCCGGGCAUGGAUCUUCAGCAGCCUGUUCUCGGUGUUCCUCGAGCUGUUCAUCCAGGACCCGAUCAAGGUCGCGGUCCUCGGGUUCGUCAAGGCGAGGCUGCUGAAGAAGCUCCCGGGCAAGAAGUGA